GGGGUCGCAAGGAACCACUUCCGGGGGCGCGGUGCGGCGGCGCUGGAGAUUUCAUCUCAGAAAUCUUGUUGGCCCUCUCUUCAAAAUAUAUCUACAACCUGAGAAUUUACCACCUCUACUGCUACCUGGUGCAAAAGUUGGCUCUGGAGAGUGGUGAAUCGGAGGGGACCUCAGGCAGCAGGCAGCUGGGGCCAUGGCCUCCGACCUGGACUUCUCCCCUCCCGAGGUGCCUGAACCCACAUUCCUGGAGAACCUGCUGCGAUAUGGACUCUUCCUGGGGGCCAUCUUCCAGCUCAUCUGUGUACUGGCCAUCAUUGUACCCAUUCCCAAGUCCCACGAGGCGGAGGCAGAACCAUCUGAGCCCCGAAGUGCGGAGGUGACGAGGAAGCCCAAGGCCACUGCUCCUUCUGCAAACAAGAGACCCAAGAAGGAGGCCAAGAAGAAGCGGUAGAAGAGAUGGAGCCGGGCCAGGCCUCCCCUGUUUGUUUAGGUCAAGGUGCCAAAGCCACUGCAGUGCUAGGGGUCCUGCUAGUGCGACAGCCAGGCCUGAAAGAUGCCUGGAGUGAGAGCCAGUGGAAGACCCAGUCAGGGUGAUGCCCCAUCCUCCUCCAGCACAUGAAAGGGAUUUGGCUGAAUGAGUGUGUUUUCUUGGGCCCAGACUUCCUGAGCAUCUGAAAUGGGGGAGGCCAUUUCAAUCAAUCUCAGACCACCCUCUUCAGCCCAUCACAGCACACUCAACGUGUACCUUUUGGCUUCUGUCUGUGCCUCCUCCCAUACCCCCCAGUUCUUUCAGGCUCUGACCGGCGAGGAAAAGUCAUUUGGGGAAGUAAACGUUAAUAAACGGCCCCACACGCUGAGCCGCCUUUGUGUCACCUGCGCUGAGGGGGAGCGCUGGUCCCUCCCCUGCGGGGUGCGGGAAGGGCGCACCCCCAGAGAAGUGGGACAGUGGGGCCGGGGAUGGCCGGAGCGGGUGCCGUCUGGUCAGAGCAACUCCGGGACGAAUUUUAGGAAGGGUCCAGCCAACUGCUUCGUGUGGCCCUUAGUCACUGGAAAUGUGGUGAACAUCCAUGCGUGUGUCACAGUUUCCACCGGGGCCGGGCCCCUCUCAGUCCCUGGUUCCUGCUGCCUGAGGAAGACGCUGCUUGUCUUCAAAGCAGCUUGAGGAAAACUGAGUUGGAGACCUUACGUGGCAUGGGGUGGGUCACACAGGUCUUGUCACGUGCCCUGAAUCAGCCACCAAGGAGGAGCCUCAAUCUAUGGUACCUCUGAACGCCUGGCUGGUUUACGGUUUGCCGAACACUUUCCCAAAUGUUGUCACAACUGAUGAGGUGGAACUUAAGGGAUGAGCGUGUGUCAUCUCCCUUUUAGAGACAGGAGACUGAAGUCCUGACGACUUGAGAAUGCCAGAACUCGGAAUUGGGCCCAGCCCUUGACCCUUUUUUCGACAUUUAACAAACAUUCAGUGAGUGUCAGCAGGCUGGUGCUGUGAGGGGCCAGCCUGCCACGGAGGGCCUGGCAGGAUCCCAGCACCCCAGGUUUCAGGAGGAGCCCGGGGACUGGAGUGCCUGCACAACAAAGGGCCAGGCGCAGCCAGAUCCUAGCAGAAGAGGCUUCUGCUGAGUGUUUCUGUUCACAGACGUUUACUCAGAGUCUCUUAGAUGCCUUAUGCCAUGCUAGGGCAGGGGAUGCAGAAAUAAGGAGGCCUCCCAGAAGCCCAAAGUGAGCCUGGCCCAGUGGGAGACUGAGACAUGUACACAGCUUGGGUGUGGAGAGCUGUCCAGCGAGGGAGCAGUGGGUGGUGCUGUGGGAGCUGGGUGGGGGUCCCCAGCUUGGCCUUGAGGCAGGCAGCACAGCCGCCUGGCAGAGUAGAGUAACUGAGCUGAGUCUUAAGGGCCCAGCUGGAGUUGAGACCGGAGGGGAAUUAUGCUGGGAGAGUAGGGGCCAGACCUCUAGAGCAGACCCGUCCAGCUUCCGCGAGGGGAGACAGCUCUGGAAUCACAGGAGCAGGGCCGCCUCAGUGUGUCUGACUCCCUUAAAUUGUCUCCUGUAGAGGUUGUUUGCCAGAGAACGGCCCUAGGAAAGUAAAGGUGGUCACCCUCUGCUCCGCCAACCCCUCACUCCACACUUGCUUUGGACAGAGUUUGCAGCAUUUGGCGCUCCUGGCUUCCAGGACCCCACCCUCGCCUGGUUUUCCUCCUACAUCACUGGUUCCUCCUCAUCAAAGGGGGCCCAGGUCUCAGUCCUUGAUCUCUCUGCCCGCACUCCCUGGGAGAUCUCAUCCAGGCUCAUGGCUUUAAAUACCACCAACAUGCCUAUGUCUCCCAAAGAAAUCCCACCAGACCCCUCUCCUAAACUCCAGACUCAUAUAUAUCUGACUUCCUACUCGGUGUCUCCAUUUGGAUACCCAACAGGCAUCUCAAAGUAAAGUCCUGACACCAGCAGCCCCAAGUCUGAUUUUUGUGGUCUUCCCCUGCUUUUUAAAAAAAUUUUAUUUAUUUAUUUAUUUUUGGCUGCAUUGGGUCUUCGUUGCUGCAUGUGAACUUUUCUCUAGUUGCGGCGAGUGGAGGCUACUCUUCAUUGUGCGCGGGCUUCUCAUUGCGGUGGCUUCUCUUGUUGCGGAGCACAGGCUCUAGACACGCGAGCUUCAGUAGUUGUGGCAUGUGGGCUCUAGAGUGCAGGCUCAGUAGUUUUGGUGCACGGGUUGCUCCGCGGCAUGUGGGAUCUUCCCAGACCAGGGAUUGAACUCAUGUCCUCUGCAUUGGCAGGCGGAUUCUUAACCACUGCGCCACCAGGGACAUCCCAGGUCUUCCCCUUCUUAAAGGGCAUCUUAAUCCUUUCAGUUGUUAGGCCAAAAGCCUUGGAGUCAUUCUUGACUCCCCUCUUUCUGUGACACUCCACUUUUGAUCCUUAAGUGGUUCCUUGCAACUUGGCCUUCAAAAUCCAGAAUGAGACCCAUCUUACCACUUCUCUCUACUACCAUGGUCCAGCCACCAUCAUCUCAUGGAUAUUGCAGCAGCCUGCUCAUGGUUAGUCUGUUCUAGACACAGCAGCCAGGGGCAUCCUUAAAACCCAUAAGAUCACAUCCCUCACCUGAUCCCAUCUCACUCAGGUAAAGGUCAAAGUCUUCACUGGGACCCAUAAAGGCCUGUAAGAGCCAUUUUACCUUCUUCACCUGUCUGAUCUCGUGAGAGACCACUCCCCGCCUUGCCCACUCUACUGCAUCCUCAUUGAUCUCCAUCUUCCUCAGGGAAGUCUGGCAAGCCCUGCCUCAGGGCCUUUGAACUUGCUGUCCUUUAGAUACUGUGCCUCAUGUGGUGGACAGAAUAAUGGCUUCCUCAAAGAUGUCCGCAUCCUAAUCCCCAGGACCUGUGACUGUGUCACCUUACAUGGCAAAAGGGACUUUGCAGGUGUGAUUAAGGAUUUUGAGAUGGGGAGAUUAUUUUGGAUUAUCCAGGUGGGCCCAGCAUAAUCACAAGGGUCUUUAUAAGGAAAAGAAGGAGGGAGGAAAGUCAAAGAGAAGGAGAUGUGAUAAGGGAGACGGAGGUUGGAAUGAUGUGGGUCCAUGAGUCGAGGAAUGUGGGCAGCCUCCAGAAGCGGCAAAGGCAAGGCAUGAGCUCUCCCCUGGAGCCUCCAGAAGAACGCAGCUCCGCCAACACCUUGAUUUCAGCCCAGUGAGACCCAUUUUGGACUCCUGACCUCAAGAAACGUGAAAUACUACAUUUGUGUUGUUUUAAGCCUCCAAGUUUGCGGUAAUUCGCUACAGCAGCAAGAGGAAAUGAAAACACCUCACCACCCUCAGAACAUCACUCAGGGAAACCUCUGGCCACCCAAUUUGACAUUCUAACCUUUUGGGACUUCCCUGGUGGUCCGGUGGUCCGCUCCCAGUGCAGGGGUGCCCGGGUUCGAUCCCUGGUCAGGGGACUAGAUCCCACAUGCGGCAACUAAGAGUUCGCAUGCGGCAACUUAAAAAUCCCGCAAGCCGCAACUAAGACCUGGCACAGCCAAAUAAAUAAAUCUUUAAAAAAAUUACUAAAUAAAAUUCUAAACUUUCCCCAAAACUUCUUAUCCCUCACCCUUUAUUUUUUCUCCUUAGUAUUUACCACCAUUUAACAUACGUAUUUUACUUACUUUAUUUAUUGUCUUAUACCCCAACUGGGAUGUUAACUCCAAGAAGAAAGGAAUUUUAUUGCUGUUGUUGCUUAUAGAUGAAUCCGCGAGGCUAGAAAAUUGCAUGGCACAUAGCAGCUGCUCAGUAAAUAUCUGCAGCACAGGUGAUAGUAGGAGAAGCUGGCCUGCCCUGACAAUACAGCUUAGAGAAUAAACAUUACGUGUGCCCAGACACUUUACACGUCUGAUAUCAGUACAUACUCACAACAGCUCCACGAGGUUGUAGCAUUA
Messenger RNA from Physeter macrocephalus (sperm whale), 4398 nucleotides. RefSeq names its product mannosidase beta like (gene MANBAL). Gene Ontology annotation, cellular component: membrane. Lineage: Eukaryota; Metazoa; Chordata; Mammalia; Artiodactyla; Physeteridae. Bases 194 to 451 code for a protein of 85 amino acids. The record is from RefSeq and is a predicted model, not a curated record. The transcript has 5 exons.